Aspergillus terreus NIH2624 is the source of this 1410-nucleotide messenger RNA. Its product is annotated as putative Gamma-butyrobetaine hydroxylase subfamily. NCBI's taxonomy places the organism in Eukaryota, Fungi, Ascomycota, Eurotiomycetes, Eurotiales, Aspergillaceae. Gene Ontology annotation, cellular component: mitochondrion. Gene Ontology annotation, molecular function: oxidoreductase activity. The transcript has a single exon. Gene Ontology annotation, biological process: carnitine biosynthetic process. The record is from RefSeq and is a predicted model, not a curated record. The coding region runs from base 1 to 1410 and encodes 469 amino acids.
AUGUCCCACCUGCUGAGGACCGUCUUCCGGUUGAGGGUUACUGUGCCCUUGGCUCGUCCUAUUUCUCGUCGCACAUAUUCUAUCGCUGCAGCUCACCCUGCUCCUACGAACCCCUCCGCAUCUCCGAAGCACACGACAUCGAACGACACCCUCCCCCAGCUGGAGACCCCCGUUCCGGACAACAUCAAACUCCAGCCCAAACGACUCUCAAUUGGCUCGCAAGGCAAUUGGUACUUGUAUACACUCCUCCGCGACUCCUGUAAAUGCCCGACCUGCGUGGACCAACAUUCCAAGCAGCGCAACUUCCGCACCACCGACAUCCCCGCCGACAUCCGGCCUCGGUCGCUCAAAUGGGUCGAUGGCAAGCUGGAGGUCCAAUGGGCCAACGACAUCAAGGGCUACGACGCCGCGCACACCUCCACAUAUGACCCGGCCGUCCUCCGCAACCCGACCGCCAUCGCGCGGCGCGGCGACGGCGGCCUGAGUCGCAAGCGGGUGACGUGGAACCGCGAGGCGAUGCGCCAAGUGCAGCAUUGGAUCUCGUACGAGGACUACAUCAACGACGAGGCCAAGUUCGCGACCGCGAUGCACCAGCUCGCCCUGACGGGCCUCAUCUUCGUCAAGGGCAUCCCCGACUCGCGGGAGAUGGUCGAAAAGAUCGCGACGCGCAUGGGCCCGCUGCGCAACACCUUCUACGGACCGACGUGGGAUGUGCGCAGCGUCCCGCAGGCCAAGAAUGUCGCCUACACCAACGUCUUCCUCGGCUUCCACAUGGACCUGAUGUACAUGAACGAGCCGCCGGGCUUCCAGCUGCUGCACUGUCUGCAGAACUCGUGCGACGGCGGCGAGUCGCUGUUCGUCGAUGGCUUUUACAUCGCCCGCCGCCUCGCCCUGACCAACCCUACCGCCUACCGCCGUCUCACCCAGCUGCGCCUCAACUACGAGUACAACCACCAGGACCACAAGUACAACAACCAGUGGCCUGUCUUCGAAGUCGACCCCGCCGCGCCCGACCGCCUCCUCCACAUCAAUUACUCCCCGCCCUUCCAGGGUCCCCUGCACCAUAGCCACCAGGACGCAGCCCGCCUCGAACCACAGCUCAAGGCGCUCCGCGAGUUCUCCGACCUCCUUGAGGAUGACCGCAACACGUUCGAGUUGAAGUUGAACCCGGGUGAUUGUGUGAUCUUUGAGAACCGCCGUGUGUUGCAUGCCCGUCGGCAGUUCAACACCGCCUCCGGGUCCCGUUGGCUGGCGGGUGCCUACGUCGACGAGGAUGCGGUUGUGUCUCGGUUCAAUGUAUCGCGAUCCAAGCAGAAGGAUGGCUGGUAUAGCGUGCCCCCCGGUGUCGCUGAGUUCACGAACGCGCGAUUGGCUGCGAAAGCCACGCGCGGAGGCAACAAGGACGCCUGA